AUGGAGCGCGGGGCUCGGAGCGCGUCCCGGGAGCGGGAGCGCCGGGGCCGGGCCGGGGGGUCCCCGCACCGCGAGCCCCGCAGGGCCAAGGCCGAGCGCGCCCCCGGGGAGCGCGGGCGCCGCGGGGCCGGACACAGGCGCGCCGGGAGCCCCCGGGAGCCCCGCGCGGCCGCCGCCGCCGCCACCGUGGUGGACGUGGACGAGGUCCGGGGCUCGGCGGACGAGGGCGCCGAGGAGGCGGCGCUGCUGGAGAGCGAGCGGCCCGAGGAAGGCACAAAGCCCUCGGGUUUAGGGGCCUGUGAGUGGCUUCUUGUCCUGGCGUCUCUGCUCUGUGUUGUCCUGACCUUCCCCUUUUCCAUCUGGUUCUGCAUAAAGGUUGUGCAAGAGUAUGAGAGAGUGAUUAUAUUCCGGCUGGGACACCUUCUUCCGGGAAGAGCCAAAGGCCCAGGCCUCUUCUUCUUCCUGCCUUGCCUGGAUACCUACCACACAGUGGACCUUCGUCUGCAGACCUUGGAGAUCCCCUUUCAUGAGGUGGUCACCAAGGACAUGCUGGUCAUGGAGGUGGACGCCGUGUGCUACUACCGGAUGGAGAACGCGUCGGUGCUCCUGAGCAGUGUGGCGCGCGUGCCCCGGGCCGUGCAACUGUUGGCACAGACCACCAUGAAGCGCCUCCUGGCCCACCGCACGCUGGCCGAGAUCCUGCAGGAGCGGAAGAGCAUCGCCCAGGAAGUGAGGGUCGCCCUGGAUUCAGUGGCCUGUACGUGGGGCAUCAAAGUGGAGAGAACGGAAAUUAAGGAUGUGCGGCUGCCUGCCGGGGUCCAGCACUCACUGGCCGUUGAGGCUGAAGCCCAGCGUCAGGCCAAAGUGCGGGUGAUCGCAGCCGAAGGGGAGAAAGCGGCCUCCGAGUCUCUGCGCAGCGCGGCCGAGAUCCUGGCGGGGGCGCCGGCGGCCGCCCAGCUGCGCUGUCUGCACGCACUGCAGUCCCUGGCGGCCGACAAGCCGCCCACCGUGGUGCUGCCGCUGCCCCUGGACUGGCUCAGCUGCCUGUCGGCCGCCCCCGGGGGCAGGACACAAGCCAGCCUCCCCUGCCCCCCGGGGCCCGCCCGGCCCAAGAAGAAGGACUCCCCCAUGCUCUAG
Molecule: messenger RNA, 1137 nt
Organism: Sorex fumeus (smoky shrew)
Lineage: Eukaryota; Metazoa; Chordata; Mammalia; Eulipotyphla; Soricidae
Gene: NPHS2
Product: NPHS2 stomatin family member, podocin
Exons: 8
Coding region: 1-1137 (378 amino acids)
Cellular component (GO): plasma membrane
Source: RefSeq, a predicted model, not a curated record